UCUAGCUUUAACCUUUCUCUCUAUAUACAGGCAUGCAUGCAGAGAGCUUAGGAGAGAGUACGAAACAAAUUAAUUUGAAAAUUUGAAGGAUGGAAGAUUCGAUGAAGACUAAGAGCUUCAAAGAAAGUGAAGAGGUAGGGCUGAGAAGAGGGCCUUGGACUUUGGAGGAAGACACUCUUCUCACAAAUUACAUCCUCCAUAACGGUGAAGGUCGAUGGAACCUUGUCGCCAAAAGUGCUGGGCUAAAGAGAAACGGAAAAAGUUGUAGAUUGAGAUGGUUGAAUUACUUGAAACCCGAUAUCAGACGAGGGAAUCUAACUCCCCAAGAACAGCUUUUGAUCCUUGAGCUGCACUCUAAAUGGGGUAAUAGGUGGUCCAAGAUUGCACAGUACUUACCAGGAAGAACGGACAACGAGAUCAAGAACUAUUGGAGAACGAGAGUUCAGAAGCAAGCUCGACAGCUCAACAUCGAAUCCAAUAGCGACAAGUUCUUUGAUGCUGUUCGUAGUUUCUGGGUCCCUAGAUUGAUCGAGAAGAUGGAGCAAAACUCAUUCACUAAUUGCUGUCCCCAAAACAACAACAAUAAGUCUCUUCUUCCUCCUCAAUCCUACGACUCCACGAGUACACAAACAUAUACAGAUAUCUCGAGUCAGAACCCGGGAUUGAGCAACAUAGAUGGUUCUAGUUCGAGUUCCAUUUUCAUGCCUGAUCUCACGACAGUUCCACACUUUAUAGAUCCCAACACCAUCAUUGAUGGUUCGAUGUGUAACCAGGAACUCGGCGGAUAUAUUCCUGAGAUGGAGGAAUAUUAUUACAUGGGAAAUUCAGACAUAGGAACGGAAUGUCACGUGGCAGAAGCGUACGAGGAUGUCACACAAGAUCCCAUGUGGAACAUGGAUGACAUUUGGCAGUUUAGGGAGUAAUUAAGUCAGUCAAGAGAUGAGAGUAUGCUUAAUUAGGGCGGAGGGAGCCCACCACCAUGGUUAUAUUUUACUAUAAACUGCCAUGCUUAUUAUUCAGUCUAUGAUCCAAAGUUGUUGGCUAAAUAUAUAGUGAUAGUUUGCAUAAGUCUU
Molecule: messenger RNA, 1073 nt
Organism: Brassica oleracea var. oleracea
Lineage: Eukaryota; Viridiplantae; Streptophyta; Magnoliopsida; Brassicales; Brassicaceae
Product: myb-related protein 340-like
Exons: 3
Coding region: 90-923 (277 amino acids)
Biological process (GO): regulation of DNA-templated transcription
Cellular component (GO): nucleus
Molecular function (GO): sequence-specific DNA binding; DNA-binding transcription factor activity
Source: RefSeq, a predicted model, not a curated record